AUGGAGAUCAGAAACAGUACUGUGAUGACAGAAUUUGUCCUUAUUGGUCUUACCCAGUCUAGAGAGAUCCAGCUCCUGGUCUUCAUACUAGUCUUGUUUUUUUAUAUCAUCAUCCUCCCUGGGAAUUUCCUCAUCAUCCUCACCAUCAUAUCAGACCCUGGUCUCUCGGCACCUCUUUACUUUUUCCUGCGAAACCUAGCCUUCCUGGAUGCAUCCUACUCCUUCAUAGUGGCUCCCAGGAUGCUUGCCGACUUCUUCUCUGAGAAGAAGGUGAUCUCCUACAGUGGCUGCCUCACUCAGCUCUUCUUCCUGCACUUCCUUGGAGUGGGGGAAAUGUUCCUACUUGUUUUCAUGGCCUUUGACCGCUACAUUGCCAUAUGUCGACCUUUACACUAUUCGGCUAUCAUGAAACCUAGUGUUUGCUAUGUACUAAUGUUGGCUCUCUUCCUUGGAAGUUUUGCUCAUUCUUUUGUACAAGUGGCACUUAUCCUUAACUUGCCCUUCUGUGGCUCAAACCGACUGGAUAACUUCUUCUGUGAUGCCCCACAGAUCAUCAUGUUGGCAUGCACAGACACCUUUGUAGUGGAGCUCCUGAUUGUCUCCAACAAUGGCUUGCUCACUCUCCUGUGUUUUCUGGGCCUUCUGACCUCGUACGCUGUACUCCUUUUUCAUUUAAGAGGACAUUCUUCUGAAGGGAAGAACAAGGCUGUGUCCACCUGCACCACUCAUGUUAUCAUCGUGUUUCUCAUGUUUGGACCUGCCAUUUUCAUCUACACUCGCCCAUUUAUAUUUUUUUCAGCUGACAAGGUGGUUUCUCUCUUCCACACAGUGAUCUUUCCUCUAUUGAAUCCUGUAAUUUAUACCCUCCGCAACCAGGAAGUGAAAGCUUCUAUGAAAAGAUUAAUUCUCCAUCGUGCAGCUAAUUGA
Elephantulus edwardii (Cape elephant shrew) is the source of this 927-nucleotide messenger RNA. Its product is annotated as olfactory receptor 4N5-like. Lineage: Eukaryota; Metazoa; Chordata; Mammalia; Macroscelidea; Macroscelididae. Gene Ontology annotation, cellular component: membrane. The coding region runs from base 1 to 927 and encodes 308 amino acids. Gene Ontology annotation, biological process: G protein-coupled receptor signaling pathway. The record is from RefSeq and is a predicted model, not a curated record. The transcript has a single exon. Gene Ontology annotation, molecular function: G protein-coupled receptor activity; olfactory receptor activity.